AUGGACGCGCAAACGAUAGAUGGCACCAUGUCGAGAGCCUCGUCGUUUGAAAAUUUUGACGAGAUGGCUCGCUAUGAUCCCAACGUCCCCGUUGUCGAGGAUGCAGCGUACGCCGCCACUUUGAACGAUAUGGGGGGUUCCUUUCCACACACGGCCCCAUAUCGAGCUAACUUGCAUUCGAGUGACCCCACAGAACUAGCCUAUUCCGUGCGCGCCAGACUCUCGUCCCCGGUUUUUGGUUUCAGUCCCAACGAGUGCCAUGAAGGGAUUCGGUUAACCGACACAAACCACUGUGCUGUCCGCGUCCAGGAACGCGGCUUGUACAAAACGGUUCGAGGAGUUUUACCUGUGCGGCAAAGUCAAAAACGCAUCUACUACGAGUUCUUCAUUUUUCGGCAAGCAAAUGGUGGUGGUGUUUGCAUCGGGCUUAGCACGCACGAGCUUCCUCUCAACUGCCUUUGUGGAACAAGACCAAACUCGGUUGGAUUCUCUACUUCUGGUAAUUUGGUACAGACUAUUGAUGGCAAGGAAACAUGGCGAGACUUUGGGGAGGAACUACAGUCGGGGUGCACAGUGGGCUGUCUAGUGUCUAUGAAGGAUUCGUCCGGAGAAGAGGGCAACCGAAAAGCGCCGCGGAAAACGUCUACCGAGUUUUUCGUCGAUGGAAAGUCAAAAGGAACUGUUGACUACGAGUUUGUUGGGGACCUAGAUGUCUUCCCUACACUGUCUUUGUUUGCAAGGCAUGCCCGUGUUUACUCUCUAUUCAAUGGCCAGGACAUGUUGUACGCCUCAUGUUUGCCUGCAAACGAAGAAAUACUAACUUUGGAUGGUCAGACGAUCACAAGAGAUGCCGGUAAUACCCCAAAGAGUCUAGGUUUCGCUGCAAAGCAUGGAAAUGGUGCCUCUGAGAAUCAAGAAUGAGCAUGCGCCUUUCGUUGUUGUCUGGCAAUCCGCUUGUUAAUAUCUCGCUUUUCCGAGCGUGUCAGAUUAUCCAUCCAGAGUCUUUUGCAAGUUAUAACUGUUAUGCACUAUCUUCGUGGCCCACUUUUGGACGAGGUGGUCCUCUCUCCUGACCUGUAGACGGAAGAAUUUACGCCCUGUCACUCUAACGCAAGACAUACCACGAGUAACGUCCGUCCAGACGUGAGCUCAUUAAAAUAAUUUGUUGCAGCCAUCUGGACCACUUACUUCCUUGAGACUGCCACUACUUCACGCUAAUGUGUGUUCAAAAA
Messenger RNA from Chondrus crispus (carragheen), 1232 nucleotides. RefSeq lists its product as hypothetical. Bases 1 to 921 code for a protein of 306 amino acids. NCBI's taxonomy places the organism in Eukaryota, Rhodophyta, Florideophyceae, Gigartinales, Gigartinaceae. The transcript has 2 exons. The record is from RefSeq and is a predicted model, not a curated record.